AGUGAAUUAUUUUCUAAGUGGUCCGAGGCGUUUGCUUCAGCAAGACACAAACUUCUUGCUAUUAAGCGGCAAGAAGGAAUUGAAGAAAUAAAACGAAAGGGAAUUAUUAUUGACAAAGAAGUAUCGCUUAAAACUUAUCUUGAGUUCUGUAAAGGGGAACCAUCCAUUUCUGUCAAACACCAUUUGAUCGAUGGAAAAAUUGAAGCCUAUGAAAUGCCUCUCGACCAUCAUGCAUCAGUACAAGGAAUGUUAACUGGCAUUAUGUUUAAUUGGAAUAAUCAGUUGCGGGUUAUUGGUGAAAUAGAUAUUAUUGUGGGUGCGAAUAGUGUCUAUCGACCUGAUAUUUGUGUUCGACCACUAAAUCGCCGACGACCUCAACUUGCACAGGCAAUCAAUUCAACGGGAAACCCAUAUCCAACUCUGGUGGUGGAAAUUGGAAGUACCGAAAGCUUAAAUCACUUGCAUGAUAAAGUAGCAAACUAUUUUUCUCAACGUACCACUAUUCAAAUUUAUAUAGCCAUCAAAUUAUUUCCUUCUCGUCGCGAUGGUACUUUUGCGCUUCUUGCAUUGCUUUAUCUGCGUAACAAUCCAAAUCCAACC
Molecule: messenger RNA, 600 nt
Organism: Racocetra persica
Lineage: Eukaryota; Fungi; Glomeromycota; Glomeromycetes; Diversisporales; Gigasporaceae
Source: the annotation of a GenBank genome assembly